ACGAAAAUGAAGACUGCCACCAAUAUCUAUAUUUUCAAUCUUGCAUUGGCAGAUGCUCUAGCAACAAGUACUCUGCCAUUCCAGAGUGUGAAUUACUUGAUGGGAACAUGGCCAUUUGGUACAAUCCUUUGCAAAAUCGUUAUAUCCAUAGACUACUACAAUAUGUUCACCAGUAUCUUUACACUCUGCACCAUGAGUGUGGAUCGCUACGUAGCUGUUUGCCACCCGGUCAAGGCCCUUGAUUUCCGUACUCCCAGAAAUGCCAAAAUUGUCAAUGUCUGCAAUUGGAUUCUUUCUUCUGCCAUUGGCCUACCAGUUAUGUUCAUGGCAACUACUAAAUACAGGCAUGGAUCUAUUGACUGCACACUUACAUUCUCCCACCCUGCUUGGUAUUGGGAGAACCUCCUGAAAAUCUGUGUGUUCAUCUUUGCGUUCAUCAUGCCAGUCCUGAUCAUUACUGUGUGCUAUGGGCUGAUGAUUUUACGCCUAAAGAGUGUUCGCAUGUUAUCUGGCUCCAAAGAGAAGGACAGGAACCUGCGAAGAAUUACGAGAAUGGUUCUGGUGGUGGUGGCGGUGUUUAUCGUGUGCUGGACUCCCAUCCACAUUUAUGUCAUCAUUAAAGCCCUGGUCAACAUUCCAGAAACUACUUUCCAAACUGUCUCCUGGCACUUUUGUAUUGCUCUAGGGUAUACAAAUAGCUGCCUUAAUCCAGUCCUGUAUGCAUUUCUAGAUGAGAAUUUCAAAAGAUGUUUCAGAGAGUUCUGCAUCCCCACUUCCUCCACCAUUGAGCAGCAAAACUCCACCCGCGUCCGACAAAACACUCGUGACCAUGCUUCCACUGCCAACACUGUGGACAGGACUAACCAUCAGUUGGAACUUCAAGAAGCUGAAACCACUCCACUGCCGUGACAGGGCCUCCUGCCGCAUAGCUCAAAGCAAUUGCAAACCAGUGCAACAGCGUGUCUGUGCAGUAUGCUGUGGGGAAGUGUAGGAUACACUUUCCCUCAAAAAACACAAAGGAAAGUGCCUGCUUUUCCAGUCUGUCAAAACUUCUGCAGCACCUCUGCACUGCACAUAACACAAGCGUGAAAUUUAGUAGCAAGCAGAGCCAAGAGAUUCAGGGGCUUUUUAAGCAUCAGUGUUCAAAACAUACAUGUUUUCCAGGAAUGCAUUAGUCUAACACAAAGCUGCUCUACCUGUAGCUAUCUGACAUGAUCUGAGCAGUUACAGUAGGGUUUAACAGGUUGGAAACAAAAAUUCAAACAAUAGACGGUUAUAGUUUGAAAAAGACGUGAACUUUUAAUGAUGGAAUUGUAAUACUGUUGGGGACUAGAUUUACACUUGAAAAUUUCUUUGUAGAGGUGUUUUCUGUGCAGGUUACUUAUGUGGAAAAGUCUCAUGAGAUCAGCUAGAACAGCACCUUUGCAAUUCAAGAGGUGGUCUUUCCUGUGUUCGUUCCACAGUUUCAGAGGAGAAUAAUUCUUCCAAUGCAUGUUUGAAAAAACGCCAAGCUGCAACUUCCUCUUCCAGUUCUUGCAUAGAAACAAGACUUUUACAGUCAAAGCAGUGAGCUGCCACUUCUAAAGGAGAUAAGAGUAAAAAAAGAUGCAAAGGUUUGAUCUAGUCCAUGUUGCUAUCGACUGUAGAAUGAACUCCAAAACAAGAUUGUUACUGUAAAUUCCAGUGUGAAUAGAAAUAUAGCUACAAGCCUCUCAGAGCUAGCAUAGGAUGUUGAUGAAUUCCUUUUGACCUAGUUUCUCAAGUUUCCACCGUGCAAUCAGCAACAUUUCAAAGUUGUGUAACUUUUUCUUUUUUGUAAAGCACUUGGGGAUCCUUCAAGAUGAAAGGAACUCUGUGAAAUGUAACUAUAUGAAAUGUAAGUUGUCUACAGUCCCUAUGUGAAGUGCUCAGAGCAGAUUAGCUCUUUUAAAGAAAAGUUACUUUUUGCUAGGAAACGUUUUUCUUAACCAAGUCCAUAAUAUGUUUGCUUUUCUUACUAAUGUAAUGCAGUCUGCAUCUCUAUUUUGUAUUAGCUACUAAAACACAUUAAAAUUUAUGAAAGAAACAUUGUACUGAAGUAAAUUCCAUCUUAGGUGUUUUCUAGUAUGAAAUAUAGAAAUAUCCAUGUAGAUAAUUUGUGGUGCAAUGCUAUUUUCUAGCCAUUGUUCGUUAUUUGCUUUGUAAAUAUAUCAUCAGUAGUUAACAGGGGCGAAAAAGUGCUUUGAUGAAUUCAUAUGUAUUCUAAAAUAAAACUGUAUGGAGCAGUUUUUUAUUUCUGUAGCCACACUGUAUUUCUUAUUCUCAUUGUUAAAACGUGUGCGACAGAAUAUGCCUUCCAUGUGAAACUGUGUUUCUGCCAUUGUCUGCAUAAUAAAGACUGAAGGCCAAAUCCUUGUGAGUUGUAAACUGAAGUAGUGCUACUUGAGUUUGAUCAAUGUGUUGCAGCUAAAUAUCCAGUCCUUUAUAUCUGCAGAAUAUGUAACUAGACAUAGUAGAAGUGCCUUAAUUUUUUUUCCCUUUCUGUUGAAAACUGCACUAUGCUGUCAUAGGGAUUUAAUGUUUAAUUUUAUAUUAACUUAGCAGGAUGUCCUCAUAGUCAGCAGUAAAGUUUAAACCAGAGUCUUCAUCAUCCCAAGACAAAGACUUUUCAUCUAAAUUUUAAAUAGCAUGACAUACAGGCCAAACUCAGAAGAGAGUUUGACAUGCUGUUUUGCGCUACAUAGCAGUAUUGUUUAGAGAGUUGUUUGGCAGAAUUUAACUUAGAAUACACACCAGAAAAGCAAAUGGAUUAUCAUCAUACAGUUUCAUUACUGCCUGACAGGUCCCGAGUAGUCUGCCCUGCUCACGUACCCCAGCCUCACAAACUUGAAAUGUAUUGAGUGACAAUAUUUGAAAAGUCCCAAAUGGUCAAUCAUAAAGAGAAAUACAUUCAGUUAAACCUAAAGCCAUAGUUUCAUGACUUUUGUCAUGAGGUCAUUAGCUUUCACAGAAUUUACUUAAUGAAUUAAAAUCAUUAUUUCUUCUGUACUUAGAACAGAAUGAAGUUCACAAGUAGAAAAUUAUAACUUGCCAACAAUUAGCCUAAUAUUUUAAGAGGUAUUUUGAGUUUUUACAGCCCAAGAAUUAAACGAGCAAAGCUGACUGUAAAUAUUUUUAGCAGCAGUAAUGUUAUUGUAGCUGUGAUGGUCUAAGGAUAUAAGUAAGCAAAUCUUAUUAGCAGAGCAUUAGCAAAGAUAAGUAAAAUGUCUUGUUUUUUUUCCAGAAGAUAUGAAUGUUCAUUGGUAGUGCUUUGCAGUAAGUAGCAUUAUUACAUAA
Messenger RNA from Struthio camelus australis, 3315 nucleotides. The record is from RefSeq and is a predicted model, not a curated record. NCBI's taxonomy places the organism in Eukaryota, Metazoa, Chordata, Aves, Struthioniformes, Struthionidae.